AUGCCUGCUGGACGGUCGCCAUGCCCUUUGAAGCACAGAGCGUGCUGCUAUGUGCUGCUGUUGUCAGCCCUGGUGUCCGGUGAGCCAGAAUCUGGCCCAGCCAGAUGUCGCUUGGAACAGGGCAGCUGUGCAAUGCGCGAGAUGCCACGCGAUACGACAACAUUAGUUGUUCCAGGCAGCCAAAGCCGCUGCAUCUUCAGCAACGUCGAAUCUGAGUACGCCUUUCAGGUGAUACCUGGAGAUACUGACAAGCUCUUGGUCUUCUUCCAGGGUGGGGGGGCUUGCUUCAAUGAUGCAAGCACCCAGACAGCUCCGCCCUGCCUGUCCCACUUGGUCGUGCAGCCUCUCGUGGGAAUCUUCGACCGCGAGCACCCUGCCAACCCGUAUCGCAAGUACACGAUUGUCCAUAUCAACUACUGCAGUGGAGACUUGCACAUAGGUGAUGUGGUGAGAUGGUAUCUCGAUGCGGCUGGUCAACGUGUUGAGCAGAAAGGGUUCGUGAAUGCAUUGUCUGCCAUCAACUGGGCGAGGAGAAACGUGGGAAAUGUGGACGGGAUGCUGAGCUCUUUGGUCAUUGCCGGUUCUUCCACCGGCGCGUUAGGCGCCCAAAUCUGGGCUGCCACUCUGCUUGGAAGCUUCCGCUACCAAGCCGCAGCCGUGCUCAGCGACUCAGCUCUUGGUAUCUUCCCGGAGCAUGCGCAGGGUCCGCUUCUGGCAGGCUUCGGGCUGUGCAAGACCGGCCUCCUGGAUCCUUCUCCGGGGCUGAAGACGCGGUGCUUGUCCCAGCAGCUGACCAUGCAGGAUGUGGUUCAUCAGCUUUCUUCAGAUCACCCGCAUGUGGCCAUUGCUGCUAUCACCAGCCAGCAGGAUGUCAUGCAGAUCCGCUUCUACAACGCGGUCUGCAUGGCCAACAUGAUGACGGAGCGAGCCACAGCUGCAGAUUGGGAGUCCAAGCUCAUGGACACACUGGAGUCCUACAACAAGCAUCCUGCGUUUGUGACCUACUUGAUAUCUGGUGGUUCGAACUACUUCCUGCCCGUGAAGGAGCUCUUCACAACGAACCUGCGCGGGAAGAAGAAUGACAUUCCUUCUUCUGGCCUUCUGCUCACAGACUGGCUGCAAAACCUUCCAGUGCUGCCUGGACAAAGCAUCUCCAGCCAGUGCAGUGAAUGUGCGCCUGCCCUUCGCUCGAAGACUUUUACUGCCCCAACAGCAAGACUUCAGCAGACGGUACCUAUGGAAAUUAAGUCGCGAGAUCUCCCCAAGGAGAAGGACUCCAAGCACCUGCCCAGCAUCCACGUCACGCCUCCGGCGCUGGAGUCUCCGUGGUGGUCAAACCUGUACUACACUGCUUUGCUGUUGACUGCUGGCGUGCUGUCGUUAGGAGACUUUCCAGUUGGCCUCGGCUCACGCAGGAGGCCACCCCUGGAGGACAACCACUGGCCGCAAGUGAAAAGACACGAGCCAAGUGUCAAAGUACAUCACUCCGUCUCAGAUGGUGGUGGUGAGCACCAAGGCAUUUUGACGGGAAGAUUGUCAUACUUUGCUCGCAACUUUGCAUAUCUAAGUGAUCUAAAUCCGAUCGUCGCAGACGGAAAUUUCGUGCCCAAGCAUGCUGGCGACAAGGACAGCGAAAAGUUGAUGAAGGAAGUGUCGGAAGAGGAGAUGACGGAGUUCUUCAUUUAUGCAAGAGAGGUGAACUCGGCAAUGGCAGAGCUUCGCACGCGAGCCACCGGGCAUGUGUGCAGGCUGAUCUCUGCGAAUGACUUGACCGGAGUUUCCAAGUUUCCUGACCAGUCCUUCCAGAAUGCCCUGACUGGCUCUGCGAAGCGGGCUGUGACGCUGUACCCCGGCUAUUCCGGCCCGACUGUUUUGCUGAAUCUCCCGUGGCUGGCGCGCAUGCUAGUCUCCAUCCUUACACCACUUUUUCCUGGGGCUGUACGCGAGAAGAUAAAGUUUGCAAGGGGGCCCAUGGCGUACAUGAAGGACUUAGAGGAUGUGAUCAAAGAGCCCACCAGGGGCAUGUUCGUGGACGACUUGCAGGCGGUGCUGAACUCCUGA
Symbiodinium natans is the source of this 2061-nucleotide messenger RNA. Lineage: Eukaryota; Dinophyceae; Suessiales; Symbiodiniaceae. The record is from the annotation of a GenBank genome assembly.